This is a messenger RNA of Durio zibethinus, 3148 nucleotides long. Its product is annotated as mitogen-activated protein kinase kinase kinase 5-like. The record is from RefSeq and is a predicted model, not a curated record. Gene Ontology annotation, molecular function: ATP binding; MAP kinase kinase kinase activity. Gene Ontology annotation, biological process: protein phosphorylation; MAPK cascade. Gene Ontology annotation, cellular component: cytoplasm. Lineage: Eukaryota; Viridiplantae; Streptophyta; Magnoliopsida; Malvales; Malvaceae.
UCUUAUAAAAGAAAGAAAAGAAAAAAGAGUAGAAAAAAAGCCAGAGCCUGUAACGUCUUUAAGAACAAAAAGGUUUCUGUUGUAAACCGCGUUUUUUCAGACAAAACAUAAAAAAAUAUUUUUUUUCUCCACAUCCAAAAUUCCAAACCAAAGCUCCUUUCCCGCCAAUCCUUUGGAGCAUCAUCGUCCCUUGUUAUCCCACAUUUUCUUCCUUUUAAUACCUAAAUUUCGGAUUUUUCUCUCCUUUUUUUUUCUUCAAAUUUGAUUUCUUCUUUUUAGAAUGAUUUCUAGCCAUGCGUUGGUUUCAGAAUAUUUCGUUUUCUUCUUCUUCUUCUUCUUCCACCACCGCCGCCACGUCGGGAACUUCUAGGGGGAAACAUUUUCAAGGUGAUAAUCAUAAUUAUAAUCAGCGUAAUCACAAUCAACGUCCCAAUUCUCGUCACUUGGGGUUUCGCAUUGCGGGACCUAGGCUGGCUAGGCAAAGGGAGCUGAGGCAUCUCACCGACCAGGAAGUUCCGUUUUCGUCGUCGGCUCCUGCUCUGACGACAACAUCGUCGGCGUUGGCGGUGCCAUUGCCGCUUCCGCUUCCGCUUCCGGUUCCAGAAGGAGACGGGGAGCAACGGUUGCCAUCGCCGAAUGAGGUUGGACAUGGUAAAGGUUUAGAGGAAAGAGAUAGAGAAAAAGUAGAUGGAACUCCUUCCAAUUCGAGUGUGUUUGCUUCUCGUGGCUCAAGGAAGACAGUGGAGCAUGUGGACACAAGAUCAUCCUCUAGGGUGGUACAUCAAGAAGUGAAUAAAGGGGAUAGUUCUUUGGAUGAGUUUAGGGUGCAUUUUCCUAUUAGCAGUGCUCCUACGAGUCCAUUCAGCAGUCCUGCAAUUACCCCACACAGAAAGAGUACCGGUGACAUGUUUCCACAUUGCAUGGUUCCUACAGGUAAUCUAGUCUGGUCCGCACCAGAGAUGCCAACAUUAGACGUUCCAGGGCUUCGUCCGCCAGCAUUCUAUGAUUUCAAUGCAUUUAGCACCGAUAAUACCCCACUUCACAGUCCACCAAAUAGAAGUCCUCGUCGAAAUAAUAGAAGCCAAAGUGGAUCUGCUUCACCAAUACAUUCAUCGCGACCUGAAAGUAAUGGCCCUAUCUGUGUCCAUCCAUUACCUCUUCCUCCUGGAAUGGCUUCACCAUCAGCUUCUAUUGCCCAAGUUUCAACUAAAGCAGAAGCAUUGCCAAUGAAUUGUCAAUGGCAAAAGGGCAAGCUUAUUGGGCGUGGUACAUUUGGAAGUGUUUAUGUUGCCAGUAACAGAGAAACUGGAGCUUUAUGCGCAAUGAAGGAAGUUGAGAUAUUUCCUGAUGACCCAAAAUCCGCAGAGUGUAUAAAGCAACUAGAGCAGGAGAUCAAGGUUCUUAGCCAGCUUAAGCAUCCAAAUAUAGUUCAGUAUUAUGGUAGUGAAAUAGUUGAAGACAAGUUCUAUAUAUAUCUGGAGUAUGUUCAUCCCGGUUCAAUUAAUAAAUAUGUCCGUGAUCACUGUGGUGCCAUAACAGAAUCUGUUGUUCGCAAUUUUACUCGCCAUAUUCUUUCUGGGUUGGCUUACCUGCACAGCACAAAGACAAUCCACAGGGAUAUUAAAGGGGCUAAUUUACUUGUUGAUGCAUCUGGAGUUGUCAAGCUCGCUGACUUUGGGAUGUCCAAACAUCUUAGUGGACAAAGCGCUGAUCUAUCUUUGAAGGGAAGCCCAUACUGGAUGGCUCCAGAGCUCAUGCUAGCAGUGAUGCAGAAAGAAAACAGUUCUGAUCUUGCACUGGCCGUUGAUAUUUGGAGUUUGGGUUGCACAAUCAUCGAAAUGUUCACUGGUAAAGCACCAUGGAGUGAGUAUGAAGGGGCUGCUGCUAUGUUUAAAGUGAUGAGGGAUACCCCUCCCAUACCUGAAACAUUAUCACCCGAGGGGAAGGAUUUCCUGCAUUGUUGUUUCCAAAGAAAUCCUGCAGAGAGACCAUCUGCAAGCAUGUUACUAGAGCAUCGAUUUGUCAAAAGCUCACCACAGUCGGGUGCGUCAUCAAGCACCUCAUCAAGCACUUCAUCCUUUAAUGGGAUAAAAUCCAUGGAUAUGCCCUUUAGUCCAAGAGAGCGAUCUGAAUUUAAACUGGAUCAACUGCCAGUGCAGCAAAGCUUGCGAAGUACAAAAACUGUGACCUCUGACAGUAAGACAGCACAACGAUCUCAUUACAAGAGUUCCGACUUAACAGUGGCCCCUCGUUAUUCUCCUCGUUCAACGCUUGAGGCUCUUCCUAGUUUUUCGCCUCCACGCUCAGGUCCAAAUACUCAUCAUCCCAGUCCUUCUGGUACCAUUAAUAGAUCUAUCAACCAGGAGUCUAAGAAGAACCAUAUUUUAAAAUAACAUUGAAGAGAGGAAGAAACAAUGUACAGCAUUUUCAAGGUUUAUCUGACAGGGCAGCUUCAAGCAUUGCAUUGGAGACCUUAAAAGAUGCCGUCUGACUUGUGGCCGUGGAGAGCUGAAGUAAAAGCUCCCUACUUGAUCUCUAUCAUCCAUGCCCUCAUUGAAGCUCCUUAAGCCUUAUCAUACUGGAAGCAUAUCCGGAAGGACAUACAUAAGCAGGUUUUUGUAUACUAUGGAAUAUUUUUUAGAGCUUCCGAAAUUUAGAAAGCUCUUUUUUUUUUUUUUCAUGUAAAUCUUACCAAAGGUUACAUGAAACCCGAUAUUUCACGAGUGGAAUCAAUUAGUUUGAUUUUAGAAGGUUUAAGUUAGCCAUAUAUCAUUGUUUUUAGUUCCCACAUCUUGGGCUUAGCUUUUUUGCAAUACUUUUAAGUGAUCCACGACAGCCAUCAGGCCCCUAAUUGCCCUUUUGAAGGAGAGAGCUAGAAAAGAAGGCAAUCGCCAUGAUACCACCAAGCCAUAGUUAAAACAGACAAGUCUGAACCAAAUUCCAGUAGGCCUUAUCGAAAUUGACCGACACCAGAUCGGCAGCAUGUUGAGUUUUCAUUUAACUGAGACCCCCGGCCUUGUCAAAUUAGUAAUCAGAUAUUAUUACUAAUUUUUUUAUUUCCAAAGGAACACAUUUUAGAGUUAUCCUCAUUUUUGGUAUAUCAAUCAAUUAUAAGUGGCUUUUAUUUGUUAAAGUUUAAUAUUCUCGU